Paramecium tetraurelia is the source of this 354-nucleotide messenger RNA. RefSeq lists its product as uncharacterized. The transcript has a single exon. The record is from RefSeq and is a predicted model, not a curated record. Lineage: Eukaryota; Ciliophora; Oligohymenophorea; Peniculida; Parameciidae.
AUGGCAAUUUAAUAUUUAAAUACCUGUCUGGAUAACUAAUUACCGAUUACCAAUAAACCAUACACCAAACUGAAUAAACUUCUGGAAGAUUUCUCAAGCUUAGAUAAAUAAAAUUUGAUUCAUGCAUUUUAUACAGAUUCUGAAAUAAAAUAAUAAUAUUUUGAUGUUGUCUACAUUUAUAUAUUAUAAAAAUAGAGUAAUUUUUUAAGAUUAAAGGAGAGUUCUUUGAAACCUUAAAGAAAAUGGCUUACAAAUUAGAAACAUAGAAAUUAUGAUAAAAAAUCCAUAAGUAUUAAGAAUAUAACUACUGAAAAAUUAACAGCAUAAAAAUUGUUGUUACGAAUUAAGUAUUGA